Paramecium sonneborni is the source of this 1315-nucleotide messenger RNA. NCBI's taxonomy places the organism in Eukaryota, Ciliophora, Oligohymenophorea, Peniculida, Parameciidae. The record is from the annotation of a GenBank genome assembly.
AUGAAAGCUCUAACACCUAAAGUCAUCAAAGAAAGCUGUUGUAAUUAAAUUAAUCUAUUUUAGAUGCAAAAUAUUCUUAAUUAUCAGAUGAAUGUAAUAAUAAACCUGAAAAAUUAAGAGCUCUUUUAAAAUAACUAAAUGAAGAAGUUGGAACGUAUUUAUAAAAAAAAAAACCAAAUAAAAGUAUACAAUAAAUUUAAACAAGAAUAAUUUUAGUUUCCUAAUAGAGAAGUCUUAAUCAAAGAAUAAUUAAAUAAUAUUGAAAUUUUGAAAAGAUUAAAAAUUUAAUUUCAUUAAUAACAGAAAAGAUUAACUAUUUUGGAAUAAAAAACAAUGAGAUUAGAUUUAGAAAAUAAAAUCUCUUAAUGCGAAGAAAAUAUAAAAAUGCUUUCAUAAUAAAUAGAAGCUUAAAAAAAAAUUACUUAACGAUAAGGAAAGGAAAUCACUCAAAUUGAAGAACAAAACGGUGUUUCUUCUCUUCAAAAUGAAAUGUAAUUGAAUUUGAAUUAUAUAGCAAUAAAGCCGAUAAAUAGAAAAAUCCAUAUAAGAAUAUCAAUUAAAAAAUUAUUAGUUGUAUGAAUUAAUUGAAAAUGAAUAAAAGAAUUCAUAAUAAUUUCAAGAGUACUAGACUAAAGUAAGAGAUAAAGUGAUUUUUAAAGAAUAAUAAAGUGCUGCUAUUUUAGAAUAAGAUCCUGAAAUAGAAUAACAAUAUUUUAAAAUUUAGCUACAAAUAUAAAAUCAGGAAAGGCAUAAAAAAAUUAUUGAGGAGAAGUAUUAGGCUGAUCUUAAGUUGUUUAAAUAAGAUAUCAAUCAUAAAUCAAAAUAAUUAGUAGAAUUAGAAAAUUGUAUUAGUAAAAUUCAUUUGGAAAUAAUAUAAAUAAAUGAAUAAUGUUAAAGAUUUAAAGAUUUUCAAAUGAAAAGAUCAUCACAAAUUAGAUAAAGAAUAAAAAAAUCUUAAUAUUUAAAUUAAUAAUCUUUUCAAGGCUAAGAUGAUGAUUAAUCAGACAAUAAUUUAUAUCUUUUGUCUAAAAGCUUCACAAGUCCAAAAUAUAUUGAUAAUUCCGUCUAACAUAAUGUAGAAACUGACAUUGAAUAAAAAAAUCAUAAAAAAUUUUCAACUAUUUUAGAAGAAAUUAAUGAUGGAAAAUUAGAAUAAAAUGUUCCAAAUAAAGAGAUUUCAAAAGAAGAUACUCUCUAAAUAUAAUCUGAGAUAUAAAAUGAGGAAAAAAAAAUUUAAACUGAUACUUAAACUCAUGAAAUUUAAAAGAAAUAAUAAGAAUCUCAUCAAAUUGAAUAAUAAAUAUAACCUGAAUGA